Messenger RNA from Anguilla rostrata (American eel), 9873 nucleotides. RefSeq names its product TBK1 binding protein 1 (gene tbkbp1). The record is from RefSeq and is a predicted model, not a curated record. The coding region runs from base 1657 to 3474 and encodes 605 amino acids. Gene Ontology annotation, cellular component: cytoplasm. Gene Ontology annotation, biological process: canonical NF-kappaB signal transduction. NCBI's taxonomy places the organism in Eukaryota, Metazoa, Chordata, Actinopteri, Anguilliformes, Anguillidae. The transcript is spliced from 10 exons.
GCUUUGAAGUGCUGCAGGAUCAGCCUCUCGAAGCACUUUAUGAUGACCGGCGUAGGUGCAACUGGACGGUAGUCGUUGAGGCCGCUGAUGACAGUCUUUUUUGGCAGUGGGACACUUGUGGCAGACUUCAGGCAAGGUGGGAUGAUGGAUUUAGACAGGGACAGGUUGAAGAUCUUUGUGAAGACCUCGGAGAGCUGGUCUGCACAUUCCUUCAGCGCCCUUUCUGUGACACCAUCUGGGACGGUAGCUUUCCUCAGGUUCACCGCUCUGAGCAAACGCCUCACAUCAUGCUCCUGCACAGUGAGGAUGUGGCUGUUGGAGGUGUCGUGUCUGUCUUCGCUGCUUUCACCUCAUAGUGAGCAAAGAAACAAUUAAGUUCCUCUGCCAGUGAGGCGUCACUGUCGACAGUCGUGCGGUUGCUGGUCUUGUAGUUGGUGAUGUGCUGGAUGCCCUGCCAUACCUGCCGUGGGUCGUUGUUGGUGAAGUGGUCUUCAAUCUUCCUCUUGUAGGCUGCUUUAGCCUCCCUGAUGCCUCUUUUCAGGUUAGCUCUAGCAGUGCUGUAUAGGGCUCUGCCGCCGGACCUAAAGGCGGUGUUACGGUCCUUGAGGAGAGUUUUGACCUCCUUUGUCAUCUAGGGCUUCUGAUUGGGGUACACCCGGAUGUGUUUGUCGACGGUACCAUUGUCAACACAGUUCUGUAUGUAGCAGAGCACAGUUGAUGUAUACUCCUCCAAGUCCUGAUCCUCAAAAAUGUCGCAAUUAGUCCUUUCAAAGCAAUCCUGCAGCUGCAAGGAAGCUCCUUCAGGCCAUGUCUUAACAGUCUUUGUGGUGGGUUGAGCUUUUCUCCAGAGGGGGGUGUAUUCUGGGGUUAAGAGUAUGGAUAGGUGAUCUGACUGGCCUAAGUGUGGUAGUGGUGUUCACCUAAAACCAUUCCUAAUGUUUGAAUAAACCUUGUCUAGUGUAUUUUUCCCCCUGGUAGCACAUUUCGGGAGGACUGCCUUUAAAUCUGCAUGGUUAAAAUCACUGGCUAUGAUAUGGGCUGCUUCGGGAUAGGUGCUCUGUUGUGAGUUUAUAGCAUUGAGCAGGUAGCCUAAAGCUAUGCUAGCGUUAGCAUCCGGUGGAAUGUACACAGCUGUGACUAUAACAACGGUAAGCUCACGUGGAAGGUAAAUAGGCCUGCAUUUGACUGUCAGGUACUCCAGAUUGGAAGAACAGUGUCUGUCUAUGAUUUUGGUAUUAGUGCACCAGUUGUUCUGUGCGUAAAUGCAUAAGCCCCCUCCCUUGCUCUUACCGGAGUCUUUGUUUCUAUCCCAGCGAAAUGUUGUGCGGUCUGCUAGCUCAAUAGCUACGUCUGGGAUAAGUGAGUGUAGCCACGUCUCUGUUAUUAACAGAAUACAGUAGUCCUUUAUGAGUUUGUUCGCGGAGAUCCCUUAAAUUCAGUUUGUCAAUUUUGUUGGUGAGGGAUCUGGCGUUGGUGAGAAAAAUGCUGGGUAGCGGUGGUUUGUGUGGUUGUCUCCUUAGCCUAGCAAGUAGGCCGGACCGGCAUCCAUGCCUUUGCUUCCUGUGUCUCCUCCGCCUCCGACGUCUGCUGGAGCCGACAACGAUCCACGGAGAGCCCGGUGUCCUGGCUAUCUCCUCCCGUAUAUUGUGCUGAGUGAUGGAGUCUCUCUUUGGGGGUGAGCUGGGCCUGCUGGGUGGGGGUGAUGGGCUGAAGGAGGACGGGUGCGGGGUGAACUGGCCGAGCGCCCCCCUCCCGGAUGACAUGUACUCUGCCUCCCACUUCGCCCUUAUCACUGCCUACCAUGACAUCAAGACCCGGCUCACUGGCCUGGAGCGGGAGAACAGCAGCAUCAAGAGGAAGCUGAAAAUCUACGAGAUAAAGUUCCCCAUGAUCAGUGAAUUUGGAGAGGAGAGGAACUCCUACUGCUCCUUUGAGCCCAAGGAGACAGCCCUGCUGCAGUCGGAGAAUGACAGCCUGCAGCAGAGAGUCAACACACUGACGCACGAGCUCCAGAAGAGUAAGGAACGUGAGGAGCAAUUAGAGGAUGUGAUCCAGGCCUAUGAGAAGAUCCAUAUGGAGAAGAGUAACCUCCAGAGGGACCUUGACAAGAUGACCACCCUAGCGGAGAAGCACAUGGAACGGAUCCGAAACUUAGAGGCGGCACUGCGGCAGAGGGACAGCUCCCUGCAGAAGCUGAACACACAGCUACACAGCAAGGACAUGCAAUAUCUGCAGCUCCAUGCCAGCCCAGAGGUCUCCCACAUGCUGGACUGCCCGGCGCUGACCCUGCAGAGCUCGCGCAGCCUUGAUGCCCUGUCCGACCUGAAACUGCAGCGGCUGGAGGCGGAGCUGGAGGGGGCGCGGCAUGAGGCACAGGGGGCGUGUCAGCGGGAGGAGGAGCUGAAGGGGGAGUGUGAGCGGCUUCAGGAGGAGCUGAGACAGCUGCAGGAGACACAGAGGCAGCAGGAAAUGUCUGCUUCCUGUGAGCAGUGUGAUGUGGAGUGGAUAAAGAAGGCAGGAGAUGAACAGGUAAACCUGGCGCUGGCCUACACAGAGCUGACUGAGGAGCUGUCUCGCCUGCAGGCCCUGAGCUCCAAGCAGACGGAGAUCCUGAGGAAGAUGUCCCAGGAGCAGGCUAGCCCAGUCCAGCAUCACUCCCACCAGCGCCACUCGCCGGUCCCACAGCGGCAUUCUCCCAUCCCCCAGAGGCACUCUCCCGUCCCCCAGCGCCGCUCCCCAGUGCUGCAGCGCCUCUCCCCGGACAUGCACCGCCACUCGCCCCUGCCAGAGAUGAGCGAUGGCCCUGCCUCCUACUCCUGCCGCCCCGCCAGCCACCACCUGCGGGCCAGCUUCCAGGGCCGACGCAGUUACUCCGAGGUGGCCGACCCCUCCGCCUACCAGCGGCCGCCCCGCUUCACGCUGGACCCCGUCUCCACCCUGCCCAAACCCCGUCCAUACGGGGAGGGAUACCUGAAGCAGCAACGCGGGGAGUCCCCGCCGGGGGCACAGGGGGGCGCGGGGGGCAGCCUGGUUGGGAGUCCCCGGCACGCCCGCGAGCUGCCCUUCCCCCUCUCGGAGGUGCCCCACCUGCGCUUCGAGCCCCCGCCCGUCCCCCCGGCACCCCUGCAGCCGCCGCAGUCCUCUGAGGACGAGGAGGAGUGGGCCUGCCCCCACCCGACCAGCCCGCCGCGCACGCUGGGGGUGUCCUCGGCCGCCACCGCCUCCAUCAUACGGGGUCCUGCCUCUUGCUCCGCCUUCCCCAUCCCGGUUGGGCCCAGCACCCUCAGCUGCCACCCACCCGGCUACCUGCACGCUGACCACGCUCAGUCCUGGCCGUCCAUCAAUCUGUGGAUGGAAACAGAGGAAAAUGACAUCAGGAGCUGCCCCCUAUGUCAACUUAUCUUCCCAAUCGGCUACCCCGAUGACGCCCUGAUCAAACACAUCGACUCGCACCUGGAGAACAGCAAGAUCUGACGACUGCAGCAGGGCCACACCGGCCUGCCGUCGCUCCAGCCUUACCGAACCUUUUUAAUAAUAUUGUGCCAACGAGAUGAGUCCCAUCAGAACGGCAUUGUGGGAGAAAAGACUCUUAACGACCAUGAUGGAAGACACAUGGAAAUCAAGACAAGUUGCUUCGUUGAUAUGUGACACAGACAGACCACUGGUCAGUCUUUGCCCCAGUUUUGUUUUACUCAGUCAAUGUUCAGGGUUGUUUCCAUCUGGGAACUUUCAGGGUUGACCCGUGCUCUUUCUACUCAAACAGAUAUUGUGUAUGCUCUUGUAAUGCGACGAAAGUACCACACGCUUCUCUGAUGUCGAUAGCUGCCAGCACCUGGGGAGCAGCCUGCUGAUGAAUCACAUGCGGUUACCAUCUUUUUUGGGGAGGGACUAGAUUGAUAGAAGAGUACACAACUGUUCUUUUCCCAAUGGAACUGGUGAUGUCACUCAUCCUGUAGUGCAUCAGAAGUUUCAUUCAAUACACAACACCUCUCGCUUGAGCCUGACAAGCACCACAGUGAAUUGUUGGGUAAAGCCACUGAUCUCCAUGUAAAUAGGGUGGUGUGAUAUUGAUGCAAAAUGUCACUUUUAAAAAGUUGAUUGACUCUUUCCACUACAAUGUAUGUAUUAUUUGUUACAUUUUAUUAAAUCCUUGACACUAUUAUAAUUCAUAAUAAAAUUGAAUGAUCCCUCCAAAAGUCAUGAAGUAGCAUAUUGCAGAUCAUUUUGGCCUGCUAGCUAGAUUGCAAAAUAUAAGUAGUGAACUGCUAGCUAGCUUGCUUUACAACGAAAUGCUAGUCAAUCAGCUUGCUAGGUAAGAUAGCCAAAAGUUGAGUUGACAGUUGUAUUAUAACGAACUUGGUUUUAUUAAAAAAAAAAAAACCUGAUGACUUCCUAAUUUGGUCAUUAUUAUGGAUGGGUACAUUUUAGAUUAGUUGUUUUGCUACCAGACUAAUUUGGUUUGUGGUUAGCAGUUGUCACUGAUGUGUUCAAUCGAGCAGUGCUCACAUUUGUUGAUGGUGCAGUAGUCACAGCAACUAUCUAAAAAUUAUUCCAGCUACGCUUUUCCCCAUCGCCAUCCCCAUUUGCACCCUGCAUCUUGUAACCAGCCCUGUGAUAGCGUGUCCUUCUAUAUACCCCCUCUAUUACAGAGUCCCGGGUUGAGUUCUCUCUCACUAAAUUUGGUUAAAUGGGCAGCUAACUGUGUGAAUAUUGGUCCCCUGAAAGAAUGGGCAAGGUCCAUUGUAGCACGUGUGAGAAUAUGAUCUGCCGUUCCAAAUCCUUCGUUAUGGACGUCUGACCAUUUUGGCCAUUCAGCACUCAAGAGCAUAGCAAAACAAUUCCACUGAUUCAAAUUAUUUUUUUAAUCUUUCAGUCUUUUUAUGGGAUAUCUCGCCUUUCUUAAAUUGUGAUCUCCGAGUUACAAAAGGUUAUGAACAGUUCAAGGAAGUCAUGUCCUAUUUGCGGUUACAUUAAGCAGGGUUGCUAACUGUCACGCUUUUGGUGAGACACACGUUUUCAGGCCCUGUCUCGUGUUCUUACACUUUCUAAACACAUCUCAGACCAAAAAAAAGACUGCAACUAAAAACAAUAUUGUGCUGCGAGCUAAUACAUAAUUUCUUUAAUUAUGUAUUAGCUCGCUGCAAAAUAUUAGAUCUCAAAAUUGGCAACCCUGUAUUAGGAAAAUUGAAUUUUGAAGGUAUGUUUAUUGUGAAAAUUAGAAAAUGCAUAUGGUCUGUGUAAUUUCAAAACAGGCUGCUUUUCUGUUAGUAAGUCUUCCAGAUGCUUUUAUGAUAUUAAUAGAGCUUUUAUUUUAAAAUGCCUACAGAGGUUGCUCAGACUGCACCAUCGCAUAGCUAGCAUUGAUAUUUAGUCAUUCUUGCAUCUUCUUUUGAAAAGGGAAUGUCCUUUUCUAGGGGCUCAGUCCAAUAUCAAUUAAAUUUGUGUGUGUGUGUAUGUGUGUGUGUGUGUACUGUUAGUGUUUCCUUGCUUCAGUCACAACUUUAAGGCUGGUAAAGAAACACAAACAGUUUCAGUGCUGACCACUUUGAUCGCUGACCGCUUGGUCCCUGCCGAGCAGUGAUGUACAGAGGGGUAGCUCACACCCAGCCAGCUUGUAAUGUGAAGCGCUUUUGCAUGGAGCAUUGAUGGAGUCUAGCAAUCCACAACAUCUACUGCCCAGUGGAAUCACUGUCUGGAAGAGAACCAGCUAUGCCACCUCUAAAGUCCAUAAUACCGAGCCUCUAGGCAUUGGAGACUGUUCAUAGCCUCAACUGCCAAAGGGCCAGAGAAAAUCAUGGGAAACCAUUUUAGCCACAUAUAUGUAAACAUUAGUUUUAGUCCUUGGUUGGCCACCAGGAGCACCUGGUACAUUCAUUGUACAUACAUCUAGAUGUAGGGUUAGCAUGAUUAUUCUGUGUGGUGAACUAUUAAGUGAAUGCAGUGGCUAUACAGUUCAGAGAUACAUUGCUAAAGUCCACCUUGUAAUAGAGCGUGACCUACACACUUGGUAAAUGGUAAAUGGACUGCAUUUAUAUAGCGCUUUUAUCCAAAGCGCUUUACAAUUGAUGCCUCUCAUUCGCCAGAGCAGUUAGGUGUCUUGCUCAAGGACACUUCGACAUGCCCAGGGCGGGGUUUGAACCGGCAACCCUCCGACUGCCAGACAAUCGGUCUUACCUCCUGAGCUAUGUCGCCCCACAUUACACUUCAACACAAACAAACCCUGAUUGCAAAAAUACUUAACAGACAAAAACAAAUCUGAAUAGCUAUUCCAGACCUCUUUAACUGAAAGAGAAAGGGGUAUUGUUCAAUGGGAAUUAAUGCAUAUAGCUCACAGUAAGAACCAGCAAUUAUGUUACGUGAUACCUUGUAAAGAUUAUGAGGGAGAAUUAUCUGCGUUUUGGAGAAUAACAAAUCCCUGAAAAAGCAAUUAAUCAGAUGUACUGAAAGCUGCCCUGGAUUGGACCCUCAUUUUGAGACCAACCUCUGCCAUAAUUUCUUGAUUUGACAAAGCUAGCUCUACCUUGUGGCCAACCAAAGAUAAGACCUGGAUUUAAUUAUUGGUGGCUUUGGUGUAUACUGCCUUUCUGUACCUAGCACCAAUUAAGUACCUCAUGUUCAAAAUCAGCAGAGCAGAAGUUAAAUAGGCAACAUUCAUAUAGCCACAUAUAAUAGUCACAUGCGCAUAUACACGUAUGCACGCACUUGUGCGUGCACACACACACACACACACACAGUGCAAUCUGCAAGUACUUGUACACAGACACAAUUUUUGAUGUUUUGAUUCUGCACUCUAGCACAUUGGAUUCCAAAUUAAACAAAAGGGCAUUUACAUCCACAUCCGGUGAACCAUAUAGGAAUUACCCCCCCCCAUUUUAGGUGACCAAAAGUAAUUGGACAAAUGAACAUAAUCUUAAAUAAAGUUGUCAUUUAAGAUUAUUUGCUUUUGAUGACUUCCUGAAGUCCGUCAACUAUCACCAGACCCUGGGUAUAUUCCCUUGUGAUGCUCUAUCAGGCCUGUACUGCAGCUAUUUUCAGUUCCUGUUUGUGUGGAGAAUAUUUUUGCCUUCACUCUUGUCUUCAGCAAGUGAAAUACAUGUUUAAUUGAAUUCAGGUCAGAUGGUGGACUUUGCCAGACAAGAACAUUUCACUUUUUGGCCCUGAAAAAUGAUUUGGUUGCUUUGGCUGUGUGUUUGGUUGUUGUCAUGGUCCUGUUGCAAGGUGAAGCACCAUUCAAUGAGCUUUGAGCAUUUAGUUGAUGUGAGCAAAUGUUUCUGAACACUUAAGCAGUCACAUCAUCAAUGAAGACACGUGAGCCAGUUCCAGUGGCACCCAUGCAUGCCCAAACCAUAACACUACCUCCACCAUGUUUCCAAGAUGGGGGGGGGGGAGGUGUGUGCUUUGGAUCAUGAGCAAUUCCUUUCUUUCUCCACACUUUUCCCAUUCCAUCACUUUGGUACAGGUUGAUACUCACUUAUUUGUCCAUAAGAGUUUGUUUCAGAACUAGUUUUCUAAUGUACUUUUUAGCAAACUCUAAACUGCUUGUUCAGUUCUUGAAGCUUACCAGUGGUUUCUAUAUUUACAUUACAUUACAUUUAUUUGGCAGACGCUUUUAUCCAAAGCGACAUACAAAAAGUGCAUUUCAUGUUCAUGGACAACUACAAAACACAGGUUCAAUAAGAUACAAUACUUAUUUUGUACAGCUAUUUCUGGCCAAGAACACAGUUUAGUUCACACAGUGAACACUAUUCUGACCUAACCUCCGCAAAGCCAACUAGGCAGAAGAAUAAGCUACAGUAUUAGGGCAAAUAUAAAUUACCAAAAAGUGCUGGGGGGGGGGGGUUGAUUUAGAAUGAAAUGUACAGAGUGGUGGUAGUUAGUCCAGGUAUAGUCUGAAGAGAUGAGUCUUCAGACCACGGCGGAAGAUGGGCAGUGGACACUCUAAGGUUAUGUUAGUGUAGUAUUCUCUUUAUUUUAGACUUUGAUAUAUCUAUGGUUACAUCCUGGAGCGUGUGCUUGCUGUCUUUGACAGUUUAAAAGGGGAUAUUUUUUCACAAUUUAAGGCAUUCUUCGGUCAUCCGUAGAGUCGUCUUCCGUGGUCUACCAGGCUGUUUGCAAUUGCUGAGCCCAACAGUGCUUUCUUGCAGUUGAUUUUGACACGCCCAAUGUUUUGAAUAUGUCUCUGAUCGAUUUAUUCAGAUUUUUACAUCCAAUAAUGACCUUUUUUACUUGCAUUGACACUUCUCUGGUCCUCAUGUUGAGAGACAACAGCAGCAGACUCCAAUUGCAAAUUCCACACCAAAAAUCAACUCGACCUUUUAUUAGCUUUCUUGUGCAUGUCCAAGUGACUAACACGCUGCUGGCCAAGAAACAGCUGAGCAGCCAAUUGUCCAAUUACUUUUGGGGUGAUUGUGUAUAAAAAGGGUGGCAACUCCUACAUGGUUCACCCGAUGUGAAUGUAAGUACCCGUACAUUAAAGCUGACAGUCCACACUUGCAUAUCAAAUCUGAUGUGCAGAGCCAAAAUGACAAAAAAUACUUUCCAAAUACUUACACACUGCAUAUGUGCGUUUGUGUGUCAAUCAUUUCCACCCUCAUUUCAUAUGAAUGCAAAAUGCGGAUUAAAAUUCACUUCAUUGUUUAUCAAAUAUUUUCUGUGCUUACCAAUUGUAUAAUUGUAUAACAUUAUUGUGAUUUAUUGUUCAGAGAAAGUAAAUUCAGUAUCUUAAAAGGAUGUAUCACAAUUAUUGACACACUAUUAUUGAUAUAAGGUGGAAGAACAUAUAGCAAGAGAUCUAAUACCAUUCCUCCAUGCAGAAUCCAAAGUUGAUUAAUUAAGGAAGGUGAAUUAAAGUUCCAAUGAUGAUCAGCAAACUCCCAACGCUUACAUUUCAUGACAGUAGAAGCUUUCUUCUGGCAAGCCAAAUAGCUUGUUGGCAUGGAGGUGGCAUGAAAUUACAAGUUUGAAGACUUGGGUGACCACAAGAUACAACCAACAUUAGCAAUUAUUUGAUCCUUGAAGGUUGGCAUUUUCAGGUUUUUGGUUGUUUUUAAUAGCUAUUGCUUGAUUUAUGAUUUAUGAUCAACAUUUUCAUUUCAAAAAGUUCUCAGACCCUAUGCUGAUGAAUGACAAAGGAAGUUCGGAAUUUGAGAUGAGCUUUAAAGUAAAUUAAAAUAUAAAAUAUAAAUGGCAAUAUUAAAAUUGUUCAUAAGAAUUUCUCGGGGGGGGGGGGGUGCAAUAAUUGUCUUGUGUUUCUGAGAAGAACACUAUUUCUUGAUGAAGACAUUUUUUCUUUCAAUAAUUUUACCUCAAUCAAAGGUUAGAUUUCUCGAUAAUUUGGGUGCCAACUAAUCCGGAGGGCACUGUAUAUACACUGUAACAAGUUAUUUGUGCAUCAGUGGCAACCACAAUCAUUACAUUGCACAUCACCCCAGCCAUAAUUCACAAAGAGUUACCUCAGGAGUUAUUUAAAGAUCUGUAGCUUAUGUUUGAACCCUCCUACUUUACAAAAGCUACUGAUGACAUUGUCAAAGCCACUUUGGCAUUGCUUGCUGUUUCUGUCAGCUUGCAGUAGCUUCAUGAGUAUCCUAUGAUUUAAAAAAAAAUCAUCUUAAAUAACUCAGGGGACAAAGCUUUGUGAAUAUGGCUCCUUUCUUGGACACUCAAACCCCCCACAGGGAAUAUAUGAUGACUUGCCAAAAUUUUCGAAGAGCUGAGGUUAUACUGCGGAGGAAUAACAUUUUAAGUAUUUUGUAACACUGGUCAGUUUCAGAACUUCAAAAAAAUAGAAGAAAAAAGAAUUGUAUAAAGCUGUAAUUUCUCCUGUUGUCUUUUUUUGUAAAUAUUGUGAAAAAUAAACUGCAACUUGCACUGAGA